AGAGAGAGAGAGAAAGAGAUUUUUCGCGAAAGUCGGUGCGAAUCUCAUAGCACCUUUUUGCUGUUAUGGGGAUUUUCAUAUUGUUUAUGUUCAAUUUUUUCUCUGCCUUGAAAUGGUGGAUAUAUCCGGAGGAUUCAUGUGAUUUGAGCAGUGGAUGGAGAGAAACAGAGAUUUGCGGAGUGAUGGUUCGGCCGCCGACGGAGGCCCGAGGAGGAGGGGAACAGUCGUCACUGUCGGAGACUCAGCGAACGACGAUCGGCAGAUGGAAUUGAAGGAGACGGUGAGGUUCAUAGAUCGAGAGCAGGUGCGGAGGAUGAAUGGGAAUCGAGAUUUAUCCAAGAGGAGGUGGAUUGCGAACAGGGCUGCGGUGCCGAAGAGGAACGGCGGCGGCGGCGGUGGAAGUUAUAGAGAGGUCGUGAGCCUGGAUUCGAGUGAUGAAGAGUAUUUUGAGGAGGAGGUGGAGACGAAAAAUUAUCUGCAGAAUAGGACUAAUCAGCUACCGCCAUAGCCUUAUAGUGUGG
Molecule: messenger RNA, 521 nt
Organism: Striga asiatica
Lineage: Eukaryota; Viridiplantae; Streptophyta; Magnoliopsida; Lamiales; Orobanchaceae
Source: the annotation of a GenBank genome assembly